Molecule: messenger RNA, 1919 nt
Organism: Oreochromis aureus
Lineage: Eukaryota; Metazoa; Chordata; Actinopteri; Cichliformes; Cichlidae
Product: H-2 class II histocompatibility antigen, E-S beta chain-like
Exons: 6
Coding region: 85-840 (251 amino acids)
Biological process (GO): immune response; antigen processing and presentation of exogenous peptide antigen via MHC class II; peptide antigen assembly with MHC class II protein complex
Cellular component (GO): MHC class II protein complex; membrane
Molecular function (GO): MHC class II protein complex binding
Source: RefSeq, a predicted model, not a curated record
AUGCUGUGGUCAUGUGACCUGACUUCCUGUUUUUCGAGCAGCUCUCCGUCAGACUGAGUCAGUUUGUCUGGAGAACUUAGAAACAUGGCUUCAUCCUUCCUCUGCCUCCUCUUCAUCAGCCUCAGCACAGCAGAUGGAUUCAUGACUUACAGACUGUCUCGCUGUGACUUUAACUCCACUGAGCUGAAGGACAUCCAGUUCACCGACUCUUACUAUUACAACAUGAUAGAGAUCAUCAGGUUUGACAGCAAUGUGGGGAAGUUUGUUGGAUUCACUGACUUUGGAGUGAAGACCGCAGAGACCUGGAACAAUAUUCCUGCAAGGCUGGCUAGUAUGAGGGCUCAGAAGGGGACGUACUGCAAAUCAAACAUUGAUGUUAGAUACCACAAACUUACGUCUAAAUCAGCUCGGCCCACUGUCAAACUUCACUCCACGACGCCUCUCUCCAGUCACCAUCCUGCCAUGUUGGUCUGCAGUGUCUAUGACUUCUUUCCCAGUAAGAUCAAAGUGAGCUGGCACAGAGACGGACAGGAAGUCACCUCUGAUGUCACUUCCACUGAGGAGAUGGAGGAUGGUGAUUGGUACUACCAGACCCACUGCUACCUGGAGUACACACCCAGGUCUGGAGAGAAGAUCUCCUGUGUGGUGGAGCAUGCCAGCCUGGAGAAACCUCUGAUCACUAAUUGGGAUCCCUCCUCAUCCUCAUUCAUGCCUAAGAUAGAGAGGUACAAGCUGGCCAUCGGCGCCUCAGGACUGAUCCUCUGUCUGAUCUUGUCUCUGGCUGGGUUCAUCUACUACAGACAGAAAGCUCGAGGUCGUAUCUUGGUUCCCACACACUGAGGCUGUUCCUGGUCCUGGUUUUCUCUGAUGUUUUAAAGUCAGCUGCCUCCUGUGUUUAGCAGACUGAUGACGAUGUAGCCAAUAUGUCAGCUCACCAAAGAAUAACUGAAACAAUAUCUGUGCCAAAAGAAGAAAAUGUAUUCAGGGUCUGACUGCAGUUUACCAUCUGUGCUUAAUAUCUUAUAGAGCAGCGGUCCCCCAACCCCGAGUCGUUUGGUACCGGGCCGUGAGAGUUGAGGUUCGGGUGUAAAAUGUUUGGUUUUCAGGGUUUUUAGUGUUAUUUUGUUAUCGUUUUUGUUGUUAACUCGGUUUUCAUGGGUCUUUAAACACGUGUUAUAAAUAAAUCUUCUUUUUUCGGUAGCGGUACUAGUUUUCUUUUGUGGUAUUUAUUUGCAACACCUUAAAGGCCGGUCCAUGAAAACAUUGUCAGGCAUAAACGGGUCCGUGGCGCAGAAAAGGUUAAGGGACCGCUGUCAUAGAGACUUCUGGAUUGGAGCAUGUCAUCCUUCAGGACUCACAUCUGCUUUACAGUUUACUUUUUGACCAUGGGCCCGCUGACACAAGCGCUCUUUAAAUGACUGUGACUCCGUCAUUGUUUGUGCUAGUGAGAACAUGUGAAUGGCUUUGAAAAGAUGAGAAGCUGUUCUUUACGGGAUAUUUGGGGUAUUACGGUAGCACAAAGCGUUCACAGGCUGCUGCUGUCUGAACAGAGAAAAGUCAACUCUGCUUAGGUUUUACCAUCAGUGUUUUGCAAUGCCGUAGCUCCUCCACCAACUGGGCUGGAGAGACAUUUCAAAGACGAGCUUUACGAAACUUUACUGUGCAUCAUUAGAAAGCACGAGCAGCCGCAGUCCAAUCACAGAUAAGAACUGAUGAUUGAUUGAUGAUGAUGAUGAUGCACGGAGCAGAGAGGCAGGAAUGGAGAAGUGGCAACGCACAAAAAAAGACCAGGAGAUUUAAAAAACUCCAGUGUGGCCCAGGCUGAAAACACUUUUUAUACAUAUUUAAAGUUGAUGUUGUGUUACAUUUUGUUCAUGUUGAAUAUCAAUUUCCACUUAAGUAUAAAGCUGAAAAAACUG